AACAGAGACAGCCCACUCGGAGACGUCACCCACUGGACACAAACGCUGACUUCGAUCUGCUUAUUGCCCCCGCCCCUGAUCAGACAAAUAGGAGAGAGAGAUUUCUAUCUCUGCAACAUGGUCUCAGGGCACGGAUUCGCCCAGCUGGGAUAGAAAACGUUUAAGAAAUUUUUAACUGUGUACAAAUGAGCUGCAGAACUAAUUUGAUAUAUUAUCUUAGUUGAAUCCAGAGAAUAGUGUUCUCAUGAGUUCCAGAGAAACACAUGUUGUGGAGAUGGGGGACAUCUUGGCCAAUGAAGCUGAUCUUCUUGGGAUGAUCAAAGAGUAUCUAAAGUUUGGUGAAUUUGAUGACACGGUCCAUCAGUUUGAGAAGGAGUGUAAAGACAAGGGGAAACUUAUUCCAAAAUCCAGAGGCAACCGCCUGCGGGAUUCUAAAACAUUAAUUAUCCAGAAGGACCUGUUGAGCUCAUUUGAUGACGGGGACUUCAAGGUCUUCUUUGAGCUGUGGGAAGAGUACAUCCCCGCAGAGGUCAGGGACUCUGACCCCCAGACCCAGAAAUUGGAGUUUUACCUCCACAUCCACUUCACCAUCUUUCCCCUGAAAAUCCACUUGGGUGGACCUGAGCAGACAGACCGUGACGGGAGGAUCACCCACUUUAAGCAGUACCUGGAGACCCGGGGCGCCACGCUCAGCCAGACCACGGAGUUCCUGCCCUACUAUGCCCUGCCAUUCGUGCCCAGCCCCGCGGUGCACCCCUCCUUCAGAGAUCUCUUCCAGGACACCUGGGUGCCGGAGGUCAGGCGGAAGCUGGAGGCGUUUCUCUCCGCCACGCUGAAAGUCACCAACGCGCCGAGGCUGCUGCUGUUAUACAAGGGCGGCGGAAGUUGUUCCAAAGACACCAUGCAACAGUUGCAGCUUCAGCUCGCAGAGGCAGAGAGGAGAGCCAGCUACUACAUGAGGAGGUUCGGUAAGAUGCAGGCUGACCACCACAGACUCAUAGACGUCACAGCCGAGCUAGUGGAUUCUCUGGAGGACACCGUCAGAGGGAAAAUGGUCUCCCCGGAGUACCUCCAGAGCGUGUGUCUACGCCUGUUCAGUAACCACCUGAGACAGAGUUCAGUGCAGAGUGUCGACUUCACCAGGCCUGGCACCGGUUACUACUCUAUGAGUCCUUAUGAUGACGGAUAUGCUUCCUCGAUGCUGCGGGCGUCUACUGCACCACUUAGGAGGCCUCAGGAGGUUCCCCUGCUCCCCUCUUUGGACUACGACAAGCUGAAGAGAGACCUGCUGGGCGGGUCGGACCGCCUCAAGGCCCUGCUGCUGCAGGCCCUGCGCUGGAGGCUGACCCGUUCUCUGCACGGUGAACAGAGGGACACUGUACUGCAAGCCUACAUCAGCAAUGACCUCCUGGAUCUCCACAGCGCCCAGCAGAAAACCAUGCUUCGCUUGACAAGGUUGAAGAAUGAGAUUGUCAGGCAAUAUAUGGCGCGGCUUAUCAACGCCUUGGCAUCUCUCUCAGAAGGUCGUGCGUACCUGUCCCAGGUCCCCUCCGUGUUGUUGGUGCUCCUGGAGUCCCUGAAAACAGAGGAGAAGGACUCUUUGAGCAGAGAGAACGUGCUGGGGGCCCUGCAGAAACUCAGUCUCAGGCGGAGCCAGCAGUCAGCCAUGAUUGGAGCAGGUCUGAUUGGUUGGUUGGUGGAGGAGCUGCAGGACUCAGAUUGCCUGUCUGACUACACUCUGGAGUACGCCGUGGCUCUGCUCAUGAACCUGUGCCUACGAACCAGAGGAAAAAGGGAGUGUGCCAGGAACGCCAAAAGCAUUCUGAAGGUUCUGACUGACCUACUGGGACACGAGAACCAGCAGAUUCGGCCGUACGUGAAUGGAGCCCUGUACAGCAUCCUUGCAGUUCCUGCCGUGCGAGAGGAAGCCAGGGAGAUGAGUAUGGAAGAGAUCCUCGGCUGUUACAGUAGAGAGGAGAACCCGGAGCUCAAUCGGCAGAUUGAGUUCAUCAUCAAACAGCUCAACUCCGGGGAGGUUCCUGAAGAGGGACGAGAGUCUGACAAUGAAGAGGAGGAGGAGGAUGAUGAUGAUGAGGAGGACAUGAUGGAGACUGACCUGGACAAAGAAGAGGUGCUUCUGCCGCAGCCCAGAGAGCUGUCUGGAGAGACGCUGCUGACCACCAACUACCUGGGGAUCAUGACCAACUUGGCCACGAGGUCGAAGAAGAAGUCGUCAGCUCCUCCUGGUGUUCAUGAGCCUCUGCAGCGACCUGUGACCCCUAGCUCACACCGGAAUGCACUUGCCAUGGACUUCAGAGUGGGCAGCGAGGGCGACAGGGCCGAGGGAGUGUACCAGUUCAGAAGACCGACGAGCGAAGACAGCCUGCCUCCGUCCCGCUACAGCUCCCGCCCCCCCACCCGUUCCGGUAGCCGAGCCAGCACCGACGACGCCCUGCGCCACUCCAUGGAUUCAGAGUGUUGCCAUUCUUCCCAGGAGUCCGUGUUGGUCGGGCCGUAUGAAGGGAGAAGAGCCCCGGAAGGGAAGAGGGAAGAUCGCAACGGACACUCUGCCAGUGAGGACGUCCAUGGUUUUUCCAGCUGCCCCAGGGUUUCCCGGACACCUGGGAGCGACGACGCAGGCGGUGCUCCUCUGAGGGGUCGUGGUCUGCCUCCUCUGGCCCCCCAGUUCUCCCAUUCAGAACCCCAGCAGAGUAGCAGCCGGCCGGGAUCAGCAGGCUCUGUCGGCGGGGGGCGGGGUGAGUGUGAAACUGUGAAGCUUUUGCGCCUCGCGGUUCUUACUCUGCCCACACACACUUUGUGUCUUCCCUCUGUCACACUCUCUCUCAAUCUUACCCUCUCUCUCUCUCAACCUCUCAUACCCAAUUUCGUAACCUCUAUCUUUCACUCUAUCUUACCCUCUAUCAUGCUCUCUCUGUGAUAUAUUCUCUAUCCUUCACUCUCUAUCACACGGUCUCUCUAUCAAACUCUAUAUCAUAAUCUAUCGAACAUUACUCUCUCUGUAGUACUCUGUUAUACUCUCUACUAUACACUCACCGGCCACUUUUUAGCCACACCUAUCUACGAUUGGGUAGGACCCCCUUCACUCUGCUUCAAAGUUAGAAGCCUUCAGAGAUGCUCUUCUGCUCACCACAGUUGCUCACCACUGCCUGGUCAGCUUGAGCGAGUCUUGCCAUUUUCAACUUGAGAACUGACACUAACUUGGGCCAUAUUUACUAGCUAAUGCUAACUGUCGUUAACUUUACUAGCUGAUGCGAAUGGGCACCAACUUUACUAAACUGACGUUAACUGGCUCUAAUUUAACUAACUGACGCUAACUGGUGCUAACUCUACUAACUGACGCUAACCUGCGCUGAUUUUACCAGCUGACGCUAACUUCCUCUAACUUUACUAACUGAUGCUUACUGGAGAUGUUUUAUUUAUCGUCCUGUUUGCUAACUGUAAAGACUGUAAUGCUUAGUGGAAUACAUACAGUGUAUACAUACCACAGCCAGUCAGCAUUCAGGAUUCAAACCCCACGGUUUAUAAGACAACGUAAACCAUGGGUGUGACAUCACAUCACAUUCCUGCUCUAAUUCCAUUAGUAACAAAUUCAUAAGAACAAUAAGGAAUCUUGGGGGUUUGUGGCACACGGACAAUAUACUGUACCACAGCUAUGCGCUACGUCCAGGCAAGAACAGCGCUUGGCUAUGGUAUAUUGGCCAUAAACCACACCCCCUUGUGCCAUAAUCCUUACAUAUACCAUCAAGUUUGCACAGCUUUUUUUGAUGCAAGUGAAACACUUGAGAUGUGUAGAGGCCUGUUAGCCAUUCAUACAACUCAGUCCAGUUUCUUCCUAUCCGACACUUUAUUUUCGCAUGUCCGGGACAGCGGUUAAUGUUGGCUCUUGUUGAGCUAUCCUGUGUUGGGUGCUUGCCGCUAGUCUUAUUGGCUAACGAUGCGAUGUUUACCGGCCCUUCGGCACACCAGGUGCGGAAGUGUCUGGGAAGGAGAUUCUCAUGACAGUCAGAGUUACUUAGCGAGGUGGUGCACAGACGACGUGGCACACAGCCAAGAAGACCAACAUGGCUGUGACCAGAGGAGUUGGCAGGUGAACAAACAGACUGAGAAGUCAGUAUAAGACACACACACACACACACACACACACACACUGCCAAGGGCUUUUUUCUGCUCCUUAUCUAAGUGGUCUCAGUAUCACGACAAGGGUAGAAUUUUCCUUGUUUUGGACAGAAAGAAAGAGUACUGUCUUAACUUAGCGACUCUAAACUCUAGGACAGUGGCUGAUGUGGAGAAACAGCAAGUCAUUUCACAGCGCGUCAUAGCUACAGUAUGGGUACUGGAGAUGGCAGAUAACAUAGACAAUCACAUUUCAAAAGGAUUUGAAAACAAUUUCCUGCACUCCAGUUCAACAGAUCAUCCAGUAGAUGUUAUGGGCAUAGUUUUCAAAACAACGUCAGUCUAUAAUGUCUUAACAACAUAUAUAUUUAGUUUUACUUUCCUCAUAGUGCAUUGAUUAAUAUACUAGAGAGAGUGUGGGUUUUUAGUUUAUGUAACUUUCAACCAAAUUUAUCAUCAAAUUUCAACUUUUUGUAAAUGCCAUAACAUAUUAUUUUCAUAUGUUUGCAUUAUUUAAAGGUGACCACGCAGAAAAAUGCUCAUUAUAAAAAAGUAUAAAAGCCAUUAAGGAAAGAUUUCAUUUGAAACCUCACAAACAGUUUGCUAUUAUUGCAGUUUUCCUAAUGAUAUUCUCUUGUUUGGUCUUUUUGUGUUGCCAGUCUCAAAGUACUCAAAUAUACACCAUACACACUUUCUAAAUAUGCUACCUAAAGGUAACGUUUACCACCUAAACAGUGUAAAGCCCAACAUCAAACCUUGAGAGGCUCAGCAUGGCAUUUCUAUGUUCUUUGAAGAAUCGUCACCAUGCCAGGAGGAUUUGUCCUAGAUUGGGCAAUGUGUACGUACUCUGUGGUAACUACUGUUCUGAUAAAGCUGUCAAACGACUUGAUUAGACAAAGUGAUCAGAUGAUGGUCGGACCUUCUGAUGUUUCUGCGCCGGUAUCUAAGUCACUAGAUAACAUCUCCCUUCUCUCGCUCUCUAACUCUCGCACGCCUCUCGUUCUCCCUCUCUCUCUGUUCUAUCUGGAUCUUAAAUCACAUUUAGAAGGGAUUUGCCUCUGGUCGUUGUGCCCGAUGGCUUCCUGGAAAGACAACAGUUCCCAGUCCACAAUGUGUUUUCAAUUCAUUAUGGAGGUGGGGGAGUUCUCUCUUCAGGAGAAUCGUAGAUAUGACUCCAUAUGGUUGUGGAUGGUGUAGUAGUUUAACUUGUGGCACAGUGGUAUGUGGUACGUGGUAUCUGAUGAAAACCCAAUACCUCAACUUUUAUCUACAUUCAGUUUUUUAUUCUUAUUGUUCUUUCAUACUUCUCCUUGUACUUCAUACUUAACCCUUUAUACUUCAUAAUAUCAUGCGUGCAUGGGUUAUAAAUUAGUCUUAUUCAUCCCCUGUAAUGACAUAGUGGCUAAAGGGUGUUUGUUGAUAAGUGUCUGGUGAAUGUGGCCAUCCAGAUCAGGUUUAUUGGGACACACUCCUCUGACGGAUGGAGGCACUUUGUAAUCUACCUGGGAGGAGUUAGUUACCCAGCCAUGUUUAACUGGGAGGAGUUAGUUACCCAGCCAUGUUUAACUGGGAGGAGUUAGUUACCCAGCCAUGUUUAACUUGGCAACCCACCCACCCUACGGUGCUACACCAGCAAGGGCUGACAUUUUAGGGAACAAAGAGAAACUGGGGGCAUCUUUUUCUCUGUUUACACCGCAAAACUCUCAUCGGUUUCCCCUGGAAACCAUAUUAUCCUGACCACUUACAAAGCAAUACCUCUCUCUCUCUCUCUCUCUCUCUCUCUCUCUCU
Messenger RNA from Esox lucius (northern pike), 5923 nucleotides. Its product is annotated as lisH domain-containing protein ARMC9. Gene Ontology annotation, biological process: cilium assembly. The record is from RefSeq and is a predicted model, not a curated record. The coding region runs from base 245 to 2938 and encodes 897 amino acids. Gene Ontology annotation, molecular function: protein binding. Gene Ontology annotation, cellular component: ciliary basal body; ciliary tip; centriole. Lineage: Eukaryota; Metazoa; Chordata; Actinopteri; Esociformes; Esocidae. The transcript is spliced from 25 exons.